This is a messenger RNA of Rhodamnia argentea, 494 nucleotides long. RefSeq names its product protein DOWN-REGULATED IN DIF1 11-like. NCBI's taxonomy places the organism in Eukaryota, Viridiplantae, Streptophyta, Magnoliopsida, Myrtales, Myrtaceae. The coding region runs from base 77 to 427 and encodes 116 amino acids. The transcript has a single exon. The record is from RefSeq and is a predicted model, not a curated record.
UCCUCCAAAUAACUUCCUAAAUACAACACCAAAGUGAAAAACACAAAUAAACAGAAAGAAAAUCUCUCAACCAUACAUGGCCAAGUCCACCAUCGUCUCUUCCGUGCUCCUUCUUGUCUGCGUCCUGGUUUCAAAGCCAGCGCUCGCCGCCGUUGAGCCAGCACCGGGAUACGACGUCUCCCUCGAGGUGUGCAUCAAGAAAAUGACUCAGCCAUGCGGGCUGGAGCUCUUCCACAACAUCUUCCACGACGGCCCUGAAGUGAGUGACUCUUGCUGCGGUAUCCUGGUGGAGAUGGGCGAUCCUUGCCACUCGGAAUUUGUCGACGUCGUCCUCAGCAAUGACAAUUUCUAUGCUCGCACCGCCGACUAUCUGAAGAGAAGCUUAAGCGCAUGGAAGCGCUGUAAAUCGAUUGUUAACGGGCACUGAUGCACCAGCUUCUCCGUAAUAUAGGGGCGUUACUUGUUAUGUGGGGUUUCGGGCACAUAUGUUCAAG